Messenger RNA from Drosophila elegans, 2341 nucleotides. RefSeq names its product homeobox protein Hox-A13 (gene exex). Lineage: Eukaryota; Metazoa; Arthropoda; Insecta; Diptera; Drosophilidae. The record is from RefSeq and is a predicted model, not a curated record. Gene Ontology annotation, molecular function: DNA-binding transcription factor activity, RNA polymerase II-specific; sequence-specific double-stranded DNA binding. The transcript is spliced from 3 exons. Gene Ontology annotation, cellular component: nucleus. Bases 190 to 1824 code for a protein of 544 amino acids. Gene Ontology annotation, biological process: regulation of DNA-templated transcription; neuron projection morphogenesis; spinal cord motor neuron cell fate specification.
CAGCGCACAGUCGUUAAUGAGCGUUCGUCGAGUUCGCUUCGUUGAAACCAAACUGAAACUCGCGUGCGUACGCGUUCGAAAAUAGACGUUUUCGAAACGUGUUCUGAAAAGUGUUUUUUACAAAAUUGAAGGAAUUCGAAAAUUAGAAAAUCAAAGAGAUAAACAAAACUUUGGUGCCGAAAGUGAAGCAUGUCCAGUGCCCAAGUGUCGCAACCGUUGCCUCUGCCGCCGCUGACCGCCAGUAACAACAACAACUCGAUGCAGCCGUCGCAACUGCUGCUGAGCCACAUUCAGCACCACAACCACAGCACCAGUCUGAUCCACCAACGCAGCCACAGCAGCAGCACCAGCAGCAGCCACCAGAGAUCCUCGCCAGCGGCCCAGGACUACGAUCAGGGCAGCAAUCACUCCACACUAUCGCCCAGAUCCCAGAUAACUCCCAGUCCGCCGCCGGCAGCGAGUCCCACCCACUCGGCGGCCACCACAGGAUCACCUCAAAGCGCCUACACUCCGGGUCUGAGUCCCAGUGGUGCUGUUGCUGCAAUCCAGGAAUCGAGCAACAGCCAAACGGAUAGCAGCAAUCAAAGCUCCCAGAUGCCCCUGCUAGUGGCUCCCCUGCCCAUGGGUGCUGGUCCGCCGCCACCACAUCCAAGGCUAUAUGUGGAGGGCUUUUCGCACACACCACACCAUGUGCCCCACCUGGGCGCCUAUCCCCUGCCACGUCUGCCACUAAUGAUGCCCGGCAAUGGACCAGCGCCACCGGCACCACUUGCACCACCUGGCGCCGGAGCUCCUCAGCCCGUUUCGCCACAACCCGCUGGCAAUCAGCUGAGCCACAGUGGAGCCGCCAUGGCCACCACCACGCUCCUGCCGCCCGCCCAAAGUCAGCCCAAGAAAUCCUUCUGCAUCGACGCUCUGUUGGCCAAGAGUCAGCACCAGACGGGUGAGCCGCAGCCCAUCCUUGUGGAUGAUCGCCUGGCCGCUCUGCACUAUGCCCGCGAUCAGGCGGAACUCAACCACGCCUUCGUGACCGCCUCCAAUGCGGCGGCGGCUGCUCAGGCCGCUGCCUCGGCCGCCGCCGGCGGCAUUAGCGAACAGGAGGCACUGCAGCGCAUCCGGGAGUCCAGGGAGUACGACUCACCCAGUCCCGACGGCAUGUCAAGAUCUGAAUCGCCGAGUUCGUCGCACCGCUCCAGUCCGCCCAUCAGUCCAGGCUGCGAGGAUCAGCAGCCCCAUGGUGGCAUGCAUCCCCAGCACCUGUCCAUGCGCAUGUCCGACUUCCAUGACGAGUUCAAGAAGCCCAUUCCUCCGCACAGUCCCAUCAGACCUCAGGAUUUCCCACUCUAUGCGGGCGGACAUCCUUACCAACUACUGGCGCAGGGAGGAUCUGCUUUCCACAGACCUCUGGAUCCUUCCGGCAAACCCAUACCGAUACCUAUGGGUCACAAUUUCAUGCCCUCACAGCUGCAAUUCGAGUUCCUGGCCCGCGCUGGAAUGCUGCACCAUCGGAUCCCCGAACUGGCCGCCUAUCCGCAUCAUGCGAUUCUGGGCAAGACGCGAAGACCUCGUACCGCCUUCACGUCCCAGCAACUGCUGGAAUUGGAGAAGCAGUUCAAGCAGAACAAAUACCUAAGUCGGCCCAAGCGAUUCGAGGUGGCCAGCGGACUGAUGUUGUCCGAGACGCAGGUGAAGAUCUGGUUCCAGAACCGCCGAAUGAAGUGGAAGCGGUCGAAGAAGGCCCAACAGGAGGCCAAGGAGAGGGCAAAGGCAAACCAACAGCAGCAGCAGCAGCAGCAGACCUCCAGUGCAAGUGCAGCCAGUUAGGAGGAGUAGGAUUAAAGAGGAGCAACUGGAGGAGUCUCCAGUCUAGUCAUGCCGCGAUCAAAACGCCGUCCCAGUCCCACCAUCAAAACGAGACACCCUGUUUUCUGCACCCCAGUUUCAUAUGCGCAAUCGGUUGAAAUCUUUUUCGCUUUUUUUUCGCCUCGAUUUCGAUUUAUUAUUUUUAUUUGGUGCCACAACAACUGGGCACUGUGUGAUAUAUGUAAACAAGAAAUAUAAAUUAAAUUCAUUAGCCCCCUGUUUGUACAUAAACAUAAAUCUAAAUAGGAAAACGCAAAUAUAUAUAAAAACAAAUAAAUAUAAAUUUAAAUAAGAUGAAUAGUGCUUAAGUAAAGAAAUUACAUUAAAUGCUUUUAGUAUAGUUGGUUAUUUAGAAUUUGCUUGUAUAAUUUGUGUAAAUAAUUAUAAUUAUAAUUAUGUAAUUGUGGUAUUUAACAUUAACGAAAACUACAACAGCCAUUGAGUAAAAAACAACUAAAAAUAUUUUUAAUAUCGCAUU